UAAAUGCUAUUCUCAUUAUUGUUACUACCAUUACUUUCUUAGUGCUUGAACACUAAAGUUUAAUGUAUAAGAGAUCCAUUGACUAAUGCUUGCGAUCAUCUAACUAUUUAUUUUAAUCCAACAAAUCCAAUUAGAAUCAAUUCAAUAAUCAAAUUAGAAUUACCCUUCACAAUUUAAGGAGAAGAGGAAUUAAUACUUUCAUCAUUUGAUGGUAUGAAUUCAUAAAAUAUAUAGAGUCAACUAUUGGCUUAUUAACAUUAAAAGGGAACACUCAUUUUACAGUGUCUUAAAUAUUACCUGAAAAUAUUUGGUAUAAAUGCAAUCUUACAUUAUCGACAGUCUUAUCUAAAAAAUAAAAAGGAAUUGGAUAAUUUUAAAUGAAUAUUGUAGCAUCAUAACACAGCAAUACUUUAAUUUUAGAAUAAGGUCCUUAAAUACCAUUAACAUAUUCAGUAAUUAAUUAAAUUUACAGUCCACCAUCUAUCACACCUAUAGCCACAGUAAUUCCAUCCUCUUCAGGAACUUUAUGUUUAAUUUCAGAUUGGGGAUUUACUCUAAAUAAGAAUUUAGUUAGACAAUAAUAAUCAAUGACAUUUACUCUCAGUUAUGAUGCUACAAAUGAUAGACUUGAUGUGAUUCUAACUAUUGAUUCCUUAAAUAGUGCAUUCAUUAUUCAUAGAGAAUGUUAUUUCUAAGGACCUGAUGUAGCAAAGUUUUCUACUGAUUGCACACUAAAACAAACUGGAUCAAAACUAACAUUUCAAUUAAGAAGUCAAGAUCCAGUUCUAUUAAAAUAAUAAACUGAAUAUUUACUAGAGUUUUUCAUUUCUCAUCAAGGAGAUACAAUUACAGCUAGCACAUUCACAGCAGAAAUCUAUCAUGAUACUUAAUUAAUUGAUUAAUGUUAAUCAUCUAAAACAUUUCUAAUUGAUGAAACUGAUUUACCUGUGACAUUAAAUUAAAUAACUGAGGUUGAACUAUAUUUAGAUACACCUAAUAUUGGAGUACCAACAUUCAUGGGUAUUUCUUUUAGACCAAAAAAUAUUCAAAUUGAUACUUUAAUUAGAAUUGAAUUAGGAUUCUUAUCUUAUGAAUCAUUAAAUUGUAAAGUCUUUUAACUAGAAAUUGAUUAGUUUAUGCCUUCAUUGUCAUUUUCACAUUACUCAUAUGAUUCUUAAAAUCUCUAUUUUUAUUCAAACAAGAAUAAACCAGAUCAAGUUUAAUAUAAAUACAGUAUUAAUUGUACUGGAAUUACCAUUUUAUAGACAACUAAUAAAAUUUUCAGAGUUUUAUAUGAGGAUUUGUUCCAUACAAUAAUAUAAUAUUAUUAAACUAGACAGCCUCCUAAAUUACCAACUGAUUCUUCAACUUAAUAAUCUGCCUCUUUAAAAAUUGUCAAAAGCAUUGAAUUACUGUCUAAAAAAUUUAAUAAUCCUUUAGUUAGUAGUAUUAUUACUUUCAAAAUAGUGCCUACAUAUGGAAUCUAUAGAGUUCUUAUAGAAUUCCCAUCAUCUUAUACGACAAAUAUUAUUAAAUGUGUAUUGAAUGAGACCUCUUCAGUAUUUUGCACUUAAGAUUCUCUUAAUCCAAAUAGAAUAAUAAUUUAUUUGACAAAGUAUCAUGAUAGUGAAUUAAUUAAAGAUUAAUUUAAUAUCACAGUUUAUGGGAUGAUUAACCCAUUUGAAUUGAAUUACAAUAGUAAAAUUUGUAUAAUGUUGGAUGAUGAUAAUAUUCUAACCCCAUUAUAAUUUGGUAAUGAGAACAACUUAAAUGGUAUUACUUAAUACGAGUAUAUUGAAGAUUAUAUAAAUCCAUCAAUUUAUAAACAACUACCAACUAGCGAUUUUAGAUUUUCUCAAUCUUUUGCUAGAAUGUAUGAUGUUUUUUUAAUUGGUAAUAUUACUUUCUCUAUGGAAAGUAUUAAUGAAAGAAAUAAAUUGUAUUUGAGAAUAUCAGAUUAAUAUACAAUUUAUGAUUUAAAUUGUUAAUUAAUAAAACUUGGAGAUUUACAAUUAAAUAAUUAUAUAAGUUCCUGUAAUUCAAAUUAAAAUUACAUAGAAAUGGAAUUAAUUACAGAUACUGGUAAUAAUCGGUUUAGUCAGCAAUAUUAUUUAAAUAUAUCGAAAUUCAGAACUUAAGAUUUGAUUUCCAUAGAAUAAUAUGGAGUAUUGCAACCUAUGAUUUAAUUAUUCUUAGCUAGAGACGAUAGUAUAAUAUCUUUAGAGAAUUAAGUUAAUGGAUCGUUUGUUAUGAAAACCUUUAAAAUUCCAUUUUAUUGGUAUAGCAGGGAUGCAGAGGGUGAAUAUAAAAGAUUAGAAGUACAAUAAGGAUUCGAAGAUAUAAAAACUUAUAAAAUAUAUCUUAACCACUUUGGACUAGAAAGAUUAUAUUUAGGACUUGGCGAUGUUACAGAUAGAUUCAAUUGUACGAUUAACUUAUAAUUACCUACGAUUCCUGAAGAUAUCAUCGUGUUUGGUUAAAGUAGUAAAUAUGCUAAGUAAUCAUUCAGUAGUUAAACUAUAACAUAACCUAAAUAUAUAGUAAAGUCUAUGACAGACGAUGUUUUUUAUGAAACAAUAAAAGAUACUGAAUUGAUGAUUAAUCCUGGUGAUAGUGGUUUCAUCUUCAAUAUUGCUUCAAAAUCAUUAGUUAAUAUCAAAAUUAGAGUUCAAAUCAAUUACACCAUAUCCUUUCCUAGUCGUAAUUCUUGGAAUCCAAUAUAUUAUUACUAUCCUUAUACUGAAAUUCCAGUACUAUAUUUAGAGAUUGUUCAUAAAGGUUGUGAAUUAAUUCCAUAAAAGUCAUCAUAUGAUUUACCUGUAAAUGGCUAUACACAUCCUAUUAUAAUUGAUGCAUCUGAAUGUAUACCUAUAGUUGAUACUUAACUAAAUGUCACUAUUUAAGAUAAUAAUAAGCUUUAAUUAGUUCCUAUUUAGAUGAGCAUUUCCAGAUAUAGAUUUGAAUUGAUUAAAAGAACUACUAGAAGGCCUCCUGAAUUCAGCUACAUUUUUUAAAUCAAAGCAACAAAUUUAACUGUUGCUGGCAUAAUUACAUAAGUUCUAAUUAACAAUAUUGCCAUUUCCAUUUCAGCUAUUUUAGAAUAUAAGGAUAAACCAACUGCUAAUCCAUUAAAGGGUUUGUAUAGUUAAACUUCAAACAGUAUUUCCUUAUCAAUGACUUGUUCUUAGCCUUCUGAAAUUUUACUCGUUAUUGGAAUUGAUGAAAUAACUGAUGAAUCAUUUGAAAAAAUAAAAUCUAAUUCUAUUUCCAAUGAACUCACUGAAUAAUAUGAUUUAUUUAAAUUAUAACCUGAAAAUGCUACUCUCUAACAAGAUAGCAAUUACAUUUCCAAAUAUGAUAUAUUACCUAUAAGUUUAAUUAUGGAUAUCUAUAAUAAUAGAAUUGGUAAUCAGAUUACUUAUAAUGAUUAUGACAUUGCAAAUUAAGUUAAUUAAUCUCUUAUCAAGGAUAGUUCUUAUAAGACAUUAAUGAAUUCAAUCAGAAGAAUGAUGAUUAAUAGAUUAAGUUUACUUGAAAAAACAAGCCAACUUUAUUUAUAACGAAUCCAAUCUAAAUUUAACUUUUUUGAUAGUACUAUAUCCUUCACACUUUCAAAUUUGAAAUUUAAUACUAAAUAUUCUUUUGGCUAUUACUGUAAAAAUUUAAAUGGAAAUACAUCAGAUAUUUCAACUAAUUUUCAAUAUAUCUCUAAUGAAACUUCUAUAAACAAUAAGACUGUCAGUAAAAUGCUAUAAUUAAAAUUUAAAUCUAAAAUUUCAUCUCUACAAGAAAAUAAUAUCCUUUGUGCUUUAGCAUAAUAUUUAUCAAUAAACUAUUAUUAAGUUCUUUCUAGAGAAUGUAAAUAAUGUAGAUUUGCGAAUAUUCAUUAUGAUAAAAUAAAUUACACACAAUAUUUAUAAUUAGUAUAGGAUUUUAUUCCUUAUGAAAACAGAUCUUCAACUGAUAAAUAAAAAUAUAUAGAUAACUUAUACACUAUGAAAAUUUAUUUCAAUAAUUAUCCAUCUUCUAAUGGCUAAAAUUUUGAUAUCACUCAAAAAAUUGACAAAUCUUUAAAUUUAACUAAUGAAACCAUUUUAAACAUAAUUAAUGUUACAGAUGAUUUCUAACUAAUUUUCAAUUAUGAAACUUUCACUUAUUAAGAAUUGAAACCAAUUAAAAAAUCAAAUGUUGAAUUAGCUACUUAAUUAGUAUUAUUAAAUUAUGAAUUCAAAACAAUUAGUAUGGAUAUUACAAUAAAGGCUAAUUAAGAUGUACUUGGAAUAGUUGGAUUACAUGUAAAAAUAAAAAUAAACUUUAGAAAAUUGAGCCAAUAUUUGAAAAUGUAAUAAAACAUCCUACUGGAAUCAUGCUUAGAAGAGGUAUUUUAAGUACUUUCAACAAUAUAUCUGAGGGAGUCUAAUUUGCAGAAUUAGCAAAGAAUGAAAAUACAACUUUAACAUUUAAGAACUUAAUUGAUGGUUAAAAGUAAAAUGUAAAUAAUAUAUAGAUAUAUCAUUUAUUACUCAUCUACUGAUUUGCAAAAUGAUUGCUUAACUAAAUAAUAUUAAGAAACAGUCGUUUAAUAAAUAACAUUUAUUAGUUAAUUAUAAAGCUAAGAAUUUAAAAUGCAUAUAAAUAUAGCCCUAAUGCUAUUUGUUAUUUUCUGCAUUAUAUGA
Molecule: messenger RNA, 4676 nt
Organism: Paramecium sonneborni
Lineage: Eukaryota; Ciliophora; Oligohymenophorea; Peniculida; Parameciidae
Source: the annotation of a GenBank genome assembly